AUGUCGGAACCUAACCCCGAAGCGAGCUCACGAGCAAAGACCCCCAGAAAGACCGGCAGCUCUGCGCGAGGAAAAUGGAGCGAGGAGCGGCUACUCACGAGCGAUAAGUCAGCCCUCAUAGGUAUGGACUUGGUGAAACUCCUGUCACACCCCCGAGCAUGGAACUGCCUGGAGGAGUCCGAAAAGCGGGAGAUCCUCGCUCUUCUACCCCCAGAUGUUCACCCGGAAGCACAGAUUCUGUCUAAUGAGCCGGGUACAAAUAUACCCCCGAUUCCUGAUAGCUUUGUCCGUUACUCGAACAACUGGCGCGACGGUGUGCGACAGUUCCAGCUUGAUCUCGAAAACGGACGGUAUGAUCCCAAAUGGCUACGACAGGCACAAGAGGCCAGAGAGCGUCGUUCGGAGGGCGCUUUUGAUAGCUUCAAAGAGCGCGAAUACGAACUUUUCUGGGGGCAAAAGCAGAAAGUUCACUGUAAAGCACCUGCCGGCGAAAGCGCGCGGGUGAAACUGGGAACUCUAAUCACGGAAGGCGUUGUCCAGUUGGGAGACGUCUGGAGAUUCUACUUCGUUUUCGGCAGAGGAUCAGGCAGAAUUGUUAUCGACAAAGAAGCAAGGAUCGAUGCAAUUAAUGGUGUCAAGCUGACAUUUGCCAUUCCACCGGGCGAGAGAGUGUUGCUUCGCUCUAAAUUCCAUGGAGACUCGAAAAAGAGCACACCGAAGAAAGAGGAAGACAUCAAAGUGGGUGUUCAGACAGAGCCAGACGCAAUCAUUGUAUCCGCAAACCAUGCUCCGGCCUCGGUUGAGAACGCAGGAUCAAACGAGACCAUAUUACCUUCUAAUAUUGAAGAGUCGCCAACCAGAAGCUCAACAGACCCCCACCCAGUGCCCACAGCCUCUCUCGACGAACAAGAGCCUGAGAAUGCGCCCGACUUCAGCGUUGUCAUAGUCAGCCCAGCAAAAGGACGGAACCCCAAGCGUACUAUAUCCCUUCCCGAAACCCAGUCCCCCAUGAAGCGCAAAAGAGGACGGCCGCUUCAGAACAUACAUGAUCCCGACAACGUACCUACGUCAGAGAUAGAGAAGAACCUGGCAAUUCCGAACGAAAACCAACCAGAAUCAGUAUCUGUGGUUACUCCGAGGCCUGUUCUGGCGGAGGAGAUAGAGCACAAUACCACAGUGGAUGCUGUCUUUUUUCAGCCAUACUGUGCAAGCCAAGAUGAUUCUUCGCCGCUGUCCUCUCCUCUUUCCACGCCGCCUGCAUCUCAAGAAAUUGAGUAUGAAUUUACCAAUGCCCCUAUCAACCAUGCAACGGUGGAUAUGUCUUUAGACAACGAUAAAACUUCAAUCCCAGAGGCAUCUGUCCAGGUGCCAACCAACAGUGAUAAUAACCUCAUCAUGUCAACAGACGAAGUCAUCAAGUUUGAAAAAUCCACAGCAAUCGAUCUCACGAAUGCACCAUUAAAGAUUGAACAGGAUGUGCCCAUCACAGCUGCCGCUGCGGAGGGACAAAUAAACGAGGCCCCAACUUCAUCUCAACUUACCACAGACUUCGCAACGAAUGAAGCGGACGAGGUGAUUGUACCCGAUGUUGCUACGCCACAUUCUCUCAUCAGGAAGAUUUUGGAAAUCGAUGGCCGUAAGCCGAAUGGGCGUACAGCGAAUGCAUGGAAGGAACUACGGUGUUACCGCAACAACCAGGACAUGGGCAGUCUCUUUGAUGUACGGGAGACUUGGUUCUUGCAGAAUGAACAUGAUUGA
Molecule: messenger RNA, 1758 nt
Organism: Penicillium olsonii
Lineage: Eukaryota; Fungi; Ascomycota; Eurotiomycetes; Eurotiales; Aspergillaceae
Source: the annotation of a GenBank genome assembly